GGAGCAAACCCGGAAUUCUGGAUUUUCCAGCCCUCCUCCCACAGCGCUGUAAUUACCCACGCUGUUAAUUAAUGACUUUUGGGGAAGAUUUUUUUUUUUGGGUGCGUGCGGAGCCCUCGCCCCUCCCUCCCCUCCCCACAAAUAACCGGGGCGAGUUCCCGAGGUUCCCAAAUCAUCUUUUUUGAGGGAUCAUGGAGCUCUGGAUCCUCCUGCUCGGGGCUGGAAUCGCGGCCGGCCAUCUGUACACGGCGCCGGGCUCGUGCCAGGGCCGCUGCGGGGAGCCCUUCAGCGCGGGGGACGAGUGUCAUUGUCACCCUGAGUGUGACACCGAGCGCAACUGCUGCGAGGACUUCGACAGGCACUGCGGGGAUGCCGGAUUCUCCCGCAGCCGCGAUUCCAUCUCGGAGCCGGAGCUGCUGCAGCUCUCGGAGCAGCUUUACCAGCUCGAUCUCAACAAAGCCCGGCCCGGCGACAUCGCGCUCAACCCGCAGCACCGCGCGGAGCCCGGCGACACCGGCGACAAACGGGACCUGUCCCCGCAGCCGCUUUUCAAAUUCGUGAACGAGGAGCUCUUCUCCAAACCCACCUACGCCAGCUUCAUUAAGCUGCUGGAUAAUUACCAGAGGGCCACGGGCACCGAGGAGGAGGUGACGGCCGAGGAGCUGCGGGAGCAGGAGGAUUUCCUCCAGGAGGUGAUGAAAACGCAGCUGAUGAAGAAACUUUUUGUGUUCCUGAAGGGGAAAAAUCGCUGCAGCUCCGAGCAGGAAUUCCUGGAGCUCCUCAGGGAAAUGUGGUUCGGGCUCUACUCGCGAGGGGACGGCGAGCGCGACUCCAGCGGCUUCGAGCACGUCUUCUCAGGUGAGGUGAAGAAGGGGAAGGUGUCGGGGUUUCACAACUGGAUCCGGUUUUACCUGCUGGAGAAGCAGCAGCUCCUGAACUACCUGAGCCACAGCUUCGACGGGCCCUGGGACUCGUUCCCGGAUGUUUUGGGGCUCCGUUUCAGCUGGGACGGGUUCCACAAGGAGCUCGGCUCGGCCUUCAUCGGCUCCAGCCCCGAGUUCGAGCUCGGCCUCUACUCGCUCUGCUUCCUGGCGCGGCCCGGCCGAGCGUGCCACCUGAGCCUGGGGGGACACCCCCUGAGCAUCCAGACGUUCCCCUGGAGCAAAGGCACGGCCAGCAGCGGCCGCAGCUUCAUCGCCACCGCCUACGUGAUGUCACCCUGA
Messenger RNA from Catharus ustulatus (Swainson's thrush), 1223 nucleotides. RefSeq names its product endonuclease, poly(U) specific (gene ENDOU). Lineage: Eukaryota; Metazoa; Chordata; Aves; Passeriformes; Turdidae. The coding region runs from base 192 to 1223 and encodes 343 amino acids. The record is from RefSeq and is a predicted model, not a curated record. The transcript has 8 exons. Gene Ontology annotation, molecular function: RNA endonuclease activity.